This is a messenger RNA of Caenorhabditis bovis, 2487 nucleotides long. The record is from the annotation of a GenBank genome assembly. NCBI's taxonomy places the organism in Eukaryota, Metazoa, Nematoda, Chromadorea, Rhabditida, Rhabditidae.
AUGCCGUUCGGCAAUGAUCCGCCAGACUACGUCCAUUUGAGGAGCAACGAGAGCCAAAUGCAGCUGAUAACGAUUAAUGAGAAUGGCGAUACACCCACACCAAGCGGUUCGCCGUGCUUCAAUACACCGUCAAGAGAUGAACCGCCGGCGGUUAUUUUUAUUCCCGGAAAGGGAACCGCUAGAUGGUGGAAAGGUCGAACUUCGAUGGAAAAGAUUUUAAUACCCGUCGUUCUUCUUCUUUUCCUUCUUUCGGUUGUCCUUUUGGCUGUUGUUAUCAAUAUGGAUAAUUCGAAAGAAGUUUCGAAAUCGAAGAAGCACCAAGCAAGUCAAACCGAUGCCGAAAUCGCGCCCACCGAUCCUUUGAAUGUCACCACAAUCGAGACCGUCACAACUGCUCCAGCUCCAAAAGAGCCUGAUGUUUGUCAUACUCCUGGAUGUGUAAUGGCUGCCAAUCACUUUUUGAACGCGAUGAACACCUCUGUCGAUCCCUGCUCCGACUUUUUCGAAUUCGCAUGUGGACAGUGGAAUGAGCAGCAUCCGAUUCCCGAUGAUAUGUUCGGAUAUGGAACAUUUGCUUAUGCACGCGAAGAGGUCCGCCAACAGCUGCGAGUGCUUCUUGAGCAGGAGCACACUGCCAAAUCUCGAUCCAUCAACAUGGCUCGGACUGCUUACAGAAGCUGCAUGAACAAAACCGAAUUGGAUGCGCUUAAAACACAGCCACUCUUCGAAUCUCUCGACGAUCUUGGAAAAUGGCCAAUUCUGCAUGAGGACUGGAACAACACCGCGUUCAAUUUGACGAAUCUUCUAGCGAAAUCUCGUCGCGAAUACAGUGUUGAUGUAUUUUUUCAAAUUUUCAUCUACGCCGAUUCGAAGAACACAUCGCGAAAUACGCUUUUUGUCGAUCAGGCCAGUCUCGGAUUAGGUCGAGGAACUCGCGAUUACUACCUCAACUCGACAUUGUUCUCAAGUCAUAUGUCAGCGUACAGAAAGUAUUUGCAAAAGGUGGCCAAUUUAUUGAGAAACGACGCGAAUUUGACGCGAUCGGAGAGCGACAUGUUCGCCGAUAUCGAGAAGAUCAUUGAUUUUGAAAUCGAGUUGGCCAAGAUCAUUGUUGCCGAGGACGAACGACGAAACAACACGAGGCUCUACAACAAGCAUGACAUCAAAGAGCUCUACAAUCUGCUUCCCCAAGUCGAUUGGGUCGAGUUCUUCCGUCAAAUUGCUCCCAAAGAGCUCACCUAUUUGUUCAAUAAUGACACCGAAAUCAUAAUAAGCGAGAUUGAAUAUCUGCAAAAAGCUUCGAAGUUGAUCGAAUCAACCGAUUCGACACUUUUGACCAACUAUAUUCUGUGGAGAGUGGUUCAAUCGAAUGUGCGAUAUUUGGAUGAGCGAUUUGACGACAUCAAACAAGAUUUCGUUAAAGUAAUGACCGGCCAACAACAGAAUCCGCCACGUUGGAAAGAGUGCGCGAAUGUGCCAAGUACGGUACUUCCAUUAGCAGUAGGUGCGAUCUACGUGCAGUCGCAUUUUCAAGAGAGUGACAAGCACGAGGCAAUGCAAAUGAUUGUUCACUUGAAGAAUUCGUUCAUUGAUUUGGUUCGCAACAAUGAUUGGAUGGAUGAUGAGACGAAGAAAGUGGCAAUUGAGAAGGCGAACGCAAUGAUUCAUCAUAUUGGGUAUCCCGAGUUGACUAAUGACCUUGGCAAACUUGAUGUUCAAUACGAUGGGCUUGACCUCCUGCCAACCGAUAAUUACUAUCAAAUCAUGAAGAAGAGUGUGAUGUGGAUGCAGAAUCGAGAUUUUCAAAAAUUGACGAAGCCCUUCGAUAAGCAUGACUUUGAUAUUUCGCCGGCUGUCGUCAACGCCUUCUAUUCGCCCGAGAAAAAUGCGAUCACAUUUCCCGCUGGAAUAUUGCAGCCGCCGUUUUUCAGCGGAAAAUUCCCGAAGGCAGUGAAUUAUGGGGCGAUUGGAGCGGUGAUUGGGCACGAAAUCACGCACGGAUUCGAUGAUCAAGGAAGUCAAUACGACAAAGAUGGAAAUUUGCACAAUUGGUGGAGUGCCAGCUCGCUGAACGCAUUCGACGAGCGCCGACGAUGCAUCGUUGAGCAAUACGGAAACUAUACAGUACCCAAAACAACAUUCAAGGUCAACGGAAAACUGACUCAAGGAGAAAACAUUGCCGAUAACGGAGGAGUCAAAGAAGCCUUCAGAGCUUAUAAGAAAUACGUGUCGGAGCAAGGCGAAGAGCCAAGACUUCCCGGCCUUCAGCAAUAUUCCAACGAUCAGAUAUUCUUCGUCAGCUAUGCGCACUUCUGGUGCGGUAAGAAGAAGGACGCGGCGGCAAUGCAGCAGGUGCUCACCGAUGAGCAUUCUCCGGAAGUGUUUCGUGUUAUCGGCGUGCUUUCAAAUCUUGAAGACUUCGCCAAAGCUUAUAAUUGUCCGCGUAAUUCGCCCGUCAAUCCCGACCACAAAUGCGUUGUGUGGUAG